Molecule: messenger RNA, 1469 nt
Organism: Drosophila virilis
Lineage: Eukaryota; Metazoa; Arthropoda; Insecta; Diptera; Drosophilidae
Product: proteoglycan 4
Source: RefSeq, a predicted model, not a curated record
UCAGCAAAUUGAGUUUAAGAAGUUGCACGCGACCAGCCAGUGGAAAACGAGCGCAAUCCGAGCCAUCGACAACUAAAUCCAUAAAUACUGCUGAAAGAUGAUUGUGCGGCUCAAUUUGAUAUUUGCGCUGCUGGCGCUGAUCGCCGCCUUUGCGCUGACCCACGCCCACUUUCCCGAAUAUUGCGCCGAGUGCGAGCAGGAGAUCUGGGAGCAGGUGCCGUGCAGUGAGCUAAGCACCACGACCAUUUUGCCGCCCACAACAACUGGCAGCACACCACGGCCGAUAAGCAGCACCACGCCGGCACCAACAACAGCUAGACCCACUGUGCCCUCCACACUGCCCUGGUCCACAACGAGGCCGCCCAUCUAUACGACGCCAACGACGCCGUCCACGUACAAGAAGUGCUACUGUGAGUGCAAGCUGGGCUGCAAGGAGUUCUGCCGCAAGGUGUCUGUGGCCAGUCCCAAACAGCAAAUCACACAGAUCUCAUCCACGGGCGACUAUGCGCCCGGCGGCCAAAUCGAGUAUACGCACUCGCAUCAGCGCAAAUACUAUCCCAAGUAUGCGGCGGCCAGCAACAGCUACAAGCCCUAUCCUGUGGUGUACAGUGAAGCGGCGGCGGCGGAGGCAGCAUCCGCGCCAGCGCCGAACAACAUCAAUGCGCCCAACUACACGCUGGAGGAGCUGGCGCAUCUGCUGAGCACAGCCUACGGCACCAAGAAGGGCUAUCCGGCCAGCCCGCAGCCGCCGCCACAGCCACAGCCACAGCCACAGCCACAGCCACAGCCAUCGGUUUACUACUCACCGCAGCCUCUGGUGGCCCGUCUCCAGCCCGAGUACAGACAGGUGAUCAACAAGGUGGCCGCGCCAGUGCCCAGAGAGCGGGUGAUAAUCCGAACAGCUGCCGCAGCUGUCUCCACUUCGGGACGUGCCGUGGCCAAGGCCAAGACGCCAUAUGGCGAGGUGGUGGCCACAUCAGCGCCCGUCUAUGAGAGCACCACAACGUAUCCGAUGCCGCCACCCGAGACGCCCAAAUCGUAUCCAGCGCCCGAGCCCGAGCCUGAGUCCCAGCCCGAGCCCCAGCCAGUGCCAUUGCCCAUGCCCCAGACCGAGGCAUAUCCCACGCAGACGGAGGCAUAUCCGGACAAGUCAUACGAGACACCCGAGUCGAAUUCGAUAAAACCAGAGUCCGCGUCAUCCUUCGACCUGGCUAUCGAUAACUAUCUCAAGGAUUUCGGCUAUGACAACCAAGUCAGAGACUUGGGCUACUAAUCCACCGAAAAAGUUCUCACUUGUUAUUAAUUGUUGUUAGGUUUAGAGCUAUGCCUAGAUAUAUGUAUUUAGUCGGAUAACGCGUUUUCCAUGUAUUUAUUUAUUUAUUUUCCCAUCGAUUUUGAUUGUGAAAAUAUGCGUGGACUUGUUGAAAAUAAUAUAAAACCUACAAAUAUUACAUCAACUUAAAAUUUAA